AUGGGUCGAGCACGCGCGAAAACCAAGAAGUCUGUACCCAUUGUGACAAACUCUUCACAAUCAUCGUCAAGCUCAGCAACUCCAGCCAUUUCUGCUCUCCUUGACAAGGCUCAGGAGCUCAUCGUACAGUGCGACUUUCCUUUGGCACGCAAGUUCAUCGAACGUGCUCUUGUGAGGGGAGAUGGGGAGAUGAUGGGUGUCGUGCUCCUCGAAACCGGGGAAGUGGACAAAGCAAGAGAGGCAAUUGUUUUUAACAUUGCUCCCACCACAUCCAACAGCUGCUACACACCACCACCACCUUCAGCGCAUCUUUAUCUUGCACAACUCUCCGCGGAUCCAUACACUGCUUUGAAACACUACCAGGCAGCCGUCGACAUCCUCCAGACACAACUUAAGGGUAAGGCACCUUCGCCCACCCAGGGAGAUGAACAGGACGAAGGAGAGGAUGAGGUGAGAAGUAAUAUUGUGAGGGCUUACGUUGGGAUGGUCGAGGUAUGGAUGGACCCCGAGUAUGAUCUUUGCUUUGAUCCUGCUGCAUCGUCAACAUGCGAUUCCCUUCUGGCAGAUGCUCUACAGAUCGAUCCACAUAAUCUUGAGGCUCUGCAAUGUCUUGCCAGCGUCCGCCUCAGUCAAGAAAAAACGGAGGAGGCACUAGCUGCACUUCUCACUUUCCCACCUUCCUCUCCAGAUGCGCCUCCUGCGCGCAAUCAAGCCUUGGUUGCAGCACUUCCUCUUUCCGUGCGGCUUGCGCGCGCCAAGCUACUCCUGGAGUGUGGCGCUUACCAUGUUGCUCUUGAUGUUUUGGAAAAUGUUCUUGCAUCCGAUGAUUCCUCAGUAGAAGGCUGGUACCUUAUGGGGUGGGGGUGGUGGCUGGUGGCCGAACGCCAGAAAGAGGGAGGUAAAGUAGAAGGAAGUGAAGGGCUGACCUGGGAGGAUAUGGCCAGAGACUCGAGGGACUGCUUAGAAACUUGCCAAAUGACACAUCCUAUAUUAGAACAUGUUCAAGAACUUCUUGGAACCCUUAAUGCACUAGGUAUCAUGUCCUCCCCAGUCCAAGAUGAUGAAGAGGGCGACGGCGAUGGUUGGGAGGAUGCCAGCGAUGAUGAAGACGUUGAAAUGUCAUAA
Molecule: messenger RNA, 1125 nt
Organism: Suillus subalutaceus
Lineage: Eukaryota; Fungi; Basidiomycota; Agaricomycetes; Boletales; Suillaceae
Exons: 5
Coding region: 1-1125 (374 amino acids)
Molecular function (GO): protein binding
Source: RefSeq, a predicted model, not a curated record